CCGUUGCACGUGUGGAGAGAGACUUGGGAGUUGGACGCCUGCAAGCUUUGCUCGAGCGAUGCUGCGAGCUAUAAAUAGAUGAAGAAGAAGCGGAGCCAUUCUCUUCUCCCGUCUCCUCUCCUCGUCGCCCGGAGUUGCAGAAAGGGAACAUCUUUCUGGAACUUCUGCCACCUCUGUGAAUCUUACAGUGUAUCUAGAUUGAUGUAGUUUCGUGUUACGGGAGCAUAUCUGUAUCGCACGUCUCUGGAUCGUGCUUCGUCUCCGUCAAAUGUGUUGUGGAUGUUAGAAGGCUUCAAACCAGCGCCUCACAGGCACCCUAUAUUUGAGUGAUAUCAUGGGCGCAUGUGUAUCAAAAUCAAGAAAUAGAUCCGGAUCUCUGAAGUACUCUCUUCGAUCCAGAAAAUGCUUUCUUCAAUCCAAAAAAUGCUUUCUUCGUUCCAGAAAAUGCUCUCUUCGAUCCAGAAAAUGCCAUGGAAAGAUUUUGGAUCCCAUUCCUGAUGCUUCUAAAAUUCACAUUGCUGAUGCUGAAAAUCGCUCGACUGAUUUCGCUUUUAGUGAAUUUGUUCAUGUUGAGACUGCUGCGGCAACUUAUAAAAGAUCUGAGGUUUCCAAUUUGACAUUCCAUCUCACCCAGUUACAGUGGCACCACAAUCAGAUGGAUGCUAAUGGGAUUUGCCAAGAAGAAUCAUGGUUUGACUCUGUCAGUAUUUUAGAAUCUGAGUCUGAUGAUGAUGUUGUCAGUGUCCAUGGAGACUCAAUUCCAUCAGUAAAUCCAAUUGGGACACAAACAUUGCAGUAUGGAAAUGCUUCACGCUUUAACAAACAUUCCAAAGAAGGACAUGAGACAGAGGACAAAUCUCGUGUCAACAAGACAUCAUCUUGUGUGUGCAAGUUAGUCCCUUCUGUCAGUUUUAAUGACAAAAUACAACAGCCAAACACGUGCCUACCGUGUCAAAAGAAAAGGUCAGCAGUUAUCAACCUUUCUUACAAGAGGAAGUCUUUUGAUGGAGAAGAGCUGACUGAAUUCUGUGCGUCAAAAAGAUUCCUAUAUCAUCCGAAAGGAGGAUUAGUCAUUCCAUGUUCUCCCAGUGGAAAAUCAAGUCCUGGAUGCUGGUCCUUUCUUGAACCUUCAACUUUUAAGCUUCGUGGAGAAAGCUAUUUCAGAGAUAAAAAGAAAUGUCCUGCUCCAAACUAUGCACCAUAUUAUCCAAUCGGUGUAGACUUGUUUGUAUGUCCACAAAAGAUACAUCACAUUGCCCAACAUAUUGAGCUUCCAUAUGUUAAACCUCAUGAGAAAGUUCCUUCACUCCUAAUUGCCAAUAUUCAGAUGCCUACUUAUCCAGCCGCAAUGUUUCUCAGCGAUAGUGAUGGGGAGGGGAUGAGCCUUGUAUUGUAUUUUAAAAUUUCUGAAUGUUAUGAUAAAGAAGUUUCUUCUAGCCUCCAAGAUUUAAUAAGGAGGUUUAUUGAUGAUGAAACCGAAAAGGUUAAAGGGUUUGCAAUGGAGUCUAGCAUUCCAUUUAGAGAGCGAUUGAAAAUAAUGGUUGGGGUGGUUAAUCCAGAGGAUCUUCUCUUGAGUGCAGCAGAAAAGAAGCUGAUACAAGCAUAUAAUGGGAAGCCAGUGCUUUCACGCCCUCAGCACAAUUUUUACUCGGGAGCAAACUACUUUGAGAUUGAUCUCGAUAUACAUCGCUUUAGCUAUAUAUCAAGAAAGGGGCUUGAAGCAUUUCGAGAACGUCUAAAACAUGGGAUCCUUGAUUUGGGUCUGACAAUCCAGGCACAGAAGCCGGAGGAGCUCCCGGAGCAGAUCCUUUGUUGUCUGAGACUAAACAAGAUUGAUUUCGUCAAUCAUGGGCAGAUUCCAACCAUCGUCGCGCUCGAUGAUGAUCGAUCCAGAUCCAUUUGAUCACAUGGAAUGUGCUAGUGCAAAACAAAGUAGUUUUCUCUUUUAGUAAAGACUGCAACCUAUAUGUAAUCCCUCUUUACCUAACUCUCAAUAAACCAAUAAAUACUUUGAGAACUCCA
Musa acuminata AAA Group (dessert banana) is the source of this 2022-nucleotide messenger RNA. RefSeq lists its product as uncharacterized. The record is from RefSeq and is a predicted model, not a curated record. Lineage: Eukaryota; Viridiplantae; Streptophyta; Magnoliopsida; Zingiberales; Musaceae. The transcript has 10 exons. Bases 335 to 1903 code for a protein of 522 amino acids.